AUGGCCUCCGUCGAUUUGAAAAUAGGAACGAUCUUCCUACUGCAGAUUGUCAUUGGAAUCCUGGGGAAUUUUUCACUCUUGUAUCAUUACAUGUUCCUUUAUGUUGGUGGAUGCAGGCCAAAACCAAUGGAUUUGAUUCUCAGGCACCUGACUGUAGCCAACUCCUUGGUUCUCUCUAGAGGAAUCCCAGAGGCCAUGACAGCUUUUGGGUUGAAACAUUUAAUCAAUUAUUUUGGAUGCAAAGUUUUUUUAUAUGUUCACAGAGUGGCCAGGAGUGUGUCCAUUGGUACUACCUGCCUCUUGAGUGUCUUCCAGUUGAUCACAAUCCACCCUAUGAACUCCAGGUGGGCAGAGAUUAAAGUAAAAGCUUCAAAGUACAUUGGCCUCUCCAGUAUCCUGUGCUGGACUCUCCACAUACUGGUAAAUAUAAUUUUUCCUAUUUAUACAAGUGGGAAGUUGAGCAACAAAAACAUCACAAAGAGAAAAGAUCUUGGAUAUUGUUCUCCUCCACUUCAUGAUAAAGUCGUUAAUUCAGUGUAUUCAGCAUUGACAUCUUUCCAUGAUGUUUUAUGUUUGGGACUCAUGCUCUGGUCCAGCAGCUCCAUGAUUUUCAUCCUGCACAGGCACAAGCAGCGGAUCCAACACAUUCACAGGAACAAUCUCUCCCCUAGAUCCUCACCUGAGACCAGAGCCACCCAAAGCAUCCUUGUCUUGGUGAGCACUUUUGUUUCAUUUUAUGCCUUUUCCUCCAUCACUUACAUUUAUUUAGCUCUCUUUGAUAAUUCCAGUGGGUGGCUGGUGAACACUGCGGCACUCAUCACUGCAUGUUUCCCAACUAUUAGCCCAUUUGUUCUCAUGAGCCACGACUCCAGCAUAUAUAGGUUCUGCUGUGGAAGAAAUACAGGAUUCUCUCAUGUCAUCAGAAACAUAUGA
Molecule: messenger RNA, 933 nt
Organism: Lemur catta (Ring-tailed lemur)
Lineage: Eukaryota; Metazoa; Chordata; Mammalia; Primates; Lemuridae
Product: vomeronasal type-1 receptor 2
Exons: 1
Coding region: 1-933 (310 amino acids)
Biological process (GO): G protein-coupled receptor signaling pathway
Cellular component (GO): membrane
Molecular function (GO): pheromone receptor activity
Source: RefSeq, a predicted model, not a curated record